AUGCUGUCUCCCUUCCUCGGUCUGUAGCAUUCCUUGCGUUUGUGUUGAAACCCCAGGCGUCCAUUAUUCUCUGCAAGAUGUCGGCUGUUUUGCGUGAGCCGGUCCAAUUGCCUUGUGGCUUGGUGCUGCCGAAUCGACUUGCAAAGGCAGCGCUCGCCGAGUCACUGGCUGGAUCGCAGAAUACCAUCACCCCGACUUUGUUGAAGGCGUAUGAGCGAUGGGGGCAGGGUGGUUGGGGGGCGAUUCUUACUGGAAAUGUCCAAGUCGACAUCAACCACAUGGGCCAACCCUUCGACCCGGCCCUCCAAGGCGACUACACCGACAAGACCGACCCCGCCAUGCAGCCCCUCCUCGCGAGCUGGUCCUCCUACGCCACCGCCAUCCAGCAGCACAGCGGCACCCCCGCCAUCGUCCAGCUGUGCCACCCGGGCCGUCAGUCGGCGCGGUUCGCCGGCCGCCGCGGCGUGUUCGCGCCCACCCUGGCCCCGAGCCCGAUCCCCCUGCAGAUGGGUGGCGACGGCCUGCUCGCGCGCUGGAUCAGCCGCUUUCUGUUUCCGCCGCCGCGCGCGAUGGACCAGACGGACAUCGACCGCGUGUUGCGCCAGUUCGUGGACGCCGCGCGCGUGAUGGCCGACAGUGGGUUCUCCGGCGUUGAGUUGCACGGCGCGCAUGGGUAUUUGAUUGAUCAAUUCUUGAAUGCGAAGACGAACAAACGCACCGAUGCGUACGGCGGUAGUGCUGAGAAGCGCGCGAAAUUCGUGCUGGACAUCAUCCGUGCGGUGCGCGAGGUGGUGCCGCGCGGGUUCGCGGUGGGCAUCAAGCUGAACUCGGCGGAUCACAGCUCGAGCACCUUCGAAGAGACGAUGACGCAGAUCCAGCUGCUGGUGGAGGCUGGUGUGGACUUUUUGGAGAUCAGUGGAGGAAGCUAUGAGAAUCCUGAGAUGAUGGGCCUUGACGCUGCCCCCAAGAGCGAACGCACCCUCGCCCGCGAGGCGUUCUUCCUCGAUUUCGCCCGCGAAACCCGCCAGCGGUUCCCCGAUCUGGUGCUGAUGCUGACCGGCGGCUUCCGGACUCGGGCCGGCGCCGAGGCGGCGGUCCAGCAGAAUGUCUGCGAUAUCAUCGGGCUCGGUCGUCCUGCGGCCAUCGAUCCGGAUCUGCCCAAGGUGUUCCUGGACGACGGGCUGGAGGAGGAGAAGGCCCGGUUGGUGCUGGGGCGCGUGCCGGUGCCGGCGUUGGUGCGCUUGCUGCCUUUCAAGGGUGUUGGCGCGGGGUUGGAAUCGAAUUACUAUGCGGGCCAGAUUAAGCGGUUUGCCAUGGGAUUGAGGACUAUUGUUCCUGGGGUGUAGGGUGUUGGGUAGAGUUGGUGCAGUGUAUAGUCGAUGUAUGAGCCUUGAUUGAGAUGCGUUUAUAGAUGUAUAGAUCACACGACUGUGUGGUCUAUCGUUUAAUUGAUUUGGGAUAAAUGGAGUAGUAAUUGUUAAGCUGAUACUGUCCGAGGCAGAGGGGAGCCAUGUCAUAGCGAAGAAGUGGAUUUGACAUACAAAG
This is a messenger RNA of Aspergillus uvarum CBS 121591, 1545 nucleotides long. RefSeq names its product NADH:flavin oxidoreductase/NADH oxidase family protein. Lineage: Eukaryota; Fungi; Ascomycota; Eurotiomycetes; Eurotiales; Aspergillaceae. The transcript is spliced from 7 exons. The coding region runs from base 78 to 1346 and encodes 422 amino acids. The record is from RefSeq and is a predicted model, not a curated record. Gene Ontology annotation, molecular function: oxidoreductase activity; FMN binding.